AGUACUGAAGUGAGAAAACUGAUAGGUGUCAUCAAGCCUGUGCAGAGUCUCACUUGAAGCCAGACAACACUCAGAGUCUGAUGGUCUGUUGGUGUGCACCUUUGAAGGUUGUCGUCUUCUGCAUUCAUCUUCUGCAUUUUGCUUUUGUUGGACUUGAACAGAGAUGGGACCUCGUACAGGAGUCACGUCAUCCAAGGAUGUGAAAGCUGUCGCAGGUGGAUGUGGUGGAGGUUGCGGUGGAGGUCAGGGAGAAGCCCGGAUGAGAAGCUGCAGUGAUGGAAACAUAUACACCAGAGGACUAGUCGGUCUCCCCAGCACCUCCUCCUCCUCCUCCUCCCUGGUGCUCUCCAACCCCAAAUCUGUUCUCAAGAGACCAGUGAGCACAGAGGAGCUACAAGAACCAGGAGGACCCUACAUCAGGAAAACCUUCACGAUUGUGGGUGAUGCAGUGGGCUGGGGGUUCGUGGUCAGAGGAAACAGGCCGUGUCACAUCCAGGCCGUGGAGCCUCAGGGUCCAGCUGCUCUCGCAGGGAUGAAGGUUCGCCAGUUUGUGGUUUCAGUCAACGGCCUCAGUGUUCUCGAUCUGGACUACCGGACAGUCAGCUAUCUGAUCCUAACGGGACCCAGAACUGUGGUGAUGGAAGUAAUGGAAGAGGCUGAAAACUGAGAUUGGAGUUAUGUGACCUACACGUGCCCUGUUUGAGUUUUUCCUACAAAGACUGCAAAGAUGCAUUAAUGAAAGAGGAGAACCGUUUGUUAGGGAUAACACGGGAAGUCUUUUGUUUUUAAACUGUCGCUGAACUGAUGAUGGGUACGGUUGUUUUCAGAAGGGACACUUUUGUAUAUUUGAAAGAUGAUUUUGCAACAUCUGAGUAGCUUCAUCAGGAAUGAGUCUGGCUCCGAUCCAGAGAGUAGAAUUUAUCAGUGAUGUGCGAUCAGUUAAAGUGGUGAAAUGUUUCUAUUGAAAUAAAUGUUCAGCCAUGAAA
Messenger RNA from Oreochromis aureus, 986 nucleotides. Its product is annotated as DEP domain-containing mTOR-interacting protein-like. Gene Ontology annotation, molecular function: protein binding. Lineage: Eukaryota; Metazoa; Chordata; Actinopteri; Cichliformes; Cichlidae. The record is from RefSeq and is a predicted model, not a curated record. The coding region runs from base 164 to 667 and encodes 167 amino acids. The transcript is spliced from 5 exons.